This is a messenger RNA of Acanthochromis polyacanthus (spiny chromis), 2725 nucleotides long. RefSeq lists its product as uncharacterized. Bases 179 to 1528 code for a protein of 449 amino acids. Gene Ontology annotation, cellular component: plasma membrane; bicellular tight junction. Lineage: Eukaryota; Metazoa; Chordata; Actinopteri; Pomacentridae. The record is from RefSeq and is a predicted model, not a curated record. Gene Ontology annotation, biological process: bicellular tight junction assembly; cell adhesion. Gene Ontology annotation, molecular function: structural molecule activity. The transcript is spliced from 3 exons.
CCAACAUCUCCCUCCUGAUGUAUUCUUGCUGCUGUGGAAAUUUAUCGAUAAUUCAAGUGGGAUCUGGAACGCAGAGUGCACAUUCUCUCCCAAGACAACCCGAAGGAGAAUCGUGCAAACCUUCAUCCUGCGAGGACUUACCUCACUGCAAGGGCGUUAGAGUCUGCCCAGUCCGUCCAUGGCUCUGCAGGAGCUGGGCAUCAGCCUGUCCCUGGUGGGGGUGGCUGGGACCAUCCUGAUCUGUGCUCUGCCCAUGUGGAAGGUGACAGCAUUCAUCGGCACUCACCUGGUGGUCAUGCAGGUGUUCUGGGAGGGUUUGUGGAUGACCUGUGUCAGCGAGUACACGGGCCAGAUGCAGUGUAAGCUCUAUGAUGCCCUGCUGGACCUGUCACCGGACCUCCAGGCAGCCCGAGGCCUUAUUUGCAUCAGCCUGUGCCUGGGAUGUCUGGGGUUCCUCAUCUUCCUCCUGGGGGCUCGAUGCACCAACUGCCUGAGCCACCCGUGGAUUAAGGCCCGGGUGGUGUUGAGCUCCGGGGCCAUCUUCUGCCUUUCGGCCCUCACAACCAUAGUGGCUGUUUCCUGGACGGCCAACACCAUCAUCAGCGAUUUCCACAACCCUCGAGUCCCCGAGGUGCUGAAGAGAGAGCUCGGAGCGGCCAUAUACAUCGGCUUUGUGACAUCUGGGCUGCUUUUCUGUGGCGGAGUCAUACUGUGUACAAGCUGUCCACCACAGAGAGCCAGGUUCCCCUCGAGUGGGUACACACUGGCCAAAACCCCCACAAGAAGCAGCUACGCCAUCAAGAACUAUGCAGCCCGGCUUGCAGUGAAGAGGAGGACGAGGCAGGCCGGAGCCAUGAAUCGGCAGCUGGAGCUCGCUGCCCUCGGUGUGGCCUUCGCCGGGUGGCUGUGUGCCAUCCUGACUCGCUGCCUGGCCCUGUGGAAGGUGAGCGGCACUCUGAACAACACCACGGCUUCUCUGCCUGCCUACUGGGACGGGGUGUGGCUGGAAUGGGAUCACUGGGAUUUAAACCACGAUGGCAGCCUGCACUGCUCCUUCUAUCAGUCUCUCAUGUCUCUUUCUGGAAGUUUUCGGACGUGGAGGGCCCUCAUCAUGGCGGCCAUCGGAGCUGGAGCCUUCGCUACGUUGAUUGCAGCAGCAGGCUUGAUAUGGUUCCCUAAACGUGGCCAGGUCAAAGUGUUUUCUGGUGCGCUCUUUGUUUUGUCUGGGAUCCUGCUGCUGGUUCCCACAGCCUGGACAUGCCAUCACACCAGCCAGCCACUGGAGGGGGCUGUGCUGCUGAGGAGAGACUGGGGCCCUGCUCUGUACCUUGGAUGGAUCUCCUUUGGGUUGAUGCUGGUCGGUGGAGUGUUUCUCACCACCAGAUGCCCGACUACUGAGAACCAGGCAGAGCCACAUGAAGACAGCAGGUAUCCGAACGUGGACGAGGAGGCUAAUCACCCCCUGAGCAGGAUCAACAGGACUACGUUCACCAGCAGCCAGUACGAACGCAGAUCACAGCCAAUCUGAGAGGACCGGGAUGUAAUAUUUAACAGAAUGUGUGUGUGUGUGUGUGUGUGUGUGUGUGUGUGUGUGUGUGUGUGUGUGUGUGUGUGUGUGUUUAAACUGGAAAAUCACUGACAUGUGAAACGGCUGUGGGUAGAUUUAACAGUUGAAGCUGCACGUGUUGAGUAAUGAUCCACUGGUUUAACUAAGAGUGAACUUAACAUUAGAAAGUGCAGACGCUCCAGUGUUUCCUGUGACUAGUUUUACUAAUAGGGAUGCGGGUAGCACUUUGAAUUUGCAUCUUCUUUUGCUGUGUUUUGUUGCAUUUCAAGUGAAAUUAACAAACAUUGCAUUUCUUGUUGCCACUAUUUAAAAUUACUGUAAAAUGAUACUUCUCAGCGUCUGCUCGGCUCUACUGGAUGCAAUUUUGAACCGAUUCUGCUCAUAUUAACACAGACUGAAGACUUACAACCGUCUGAUAAUUUCAACACCUUGUAAUGUCUUAAAUGUGAAUGAUGAUGAAUCUACAAUCAUUUCUAUAGCCGUACUGCACAAAUACAUUGCCCUACAUUAGAGUAAUGCAAUCUUACAAAUUUUCUGCAUGAAAGGAUGCUGUGGAAUAAAUUAUCUAAAAUGAUUAAUAACACUUGUUUACAAGAGUUAUUUGACUUUAAUCAUGCACUAUAGUGGCUCUAAUUAACUACACUGUAGAACACUGUAGGAGGUAAUAAGGUGAGGAAUAACUUUGAAGCGUAAUCUUUUAAUUUUUCGUUAAAACAAAUUAAAAGGGUGCAUGAUGAAAAGGAAGCAGGUGCUGCCUUUUGAGUAUCUAUUGAUAGUAAGUUAUACACAUAGGAGAUGUGAAGCUGGAUUUUUAAGAAUUCUGUUUGCAGAUCAAUGUUUUGCAGAUAUUCCAUGGGACAGUAAGUGUGAAGCACUUCAGACACUUCGAGGUCGUUCUGUAACGGAAAAACAUCAGUUUUUCUUUCUAGAUUUUUGUCAAACUUCCUAAAAGAAAUGACACUUGUUGCAAUACAUUUCCCACAUUUUGUUUUUUCUUUUUACCUAAAAGCCUCAAAUCAAUUUGAGCAACAAAACAUUUCUCCUAAUUAUGUGAUUGUGAAUUUUUUGGUAUCAUUUUUCUGCAGUCAUACCACCUGGAUGUUGUAGUUUUGUGUGAUUCCUGUCAUAGUUUUGCAAAUAAAAACAGUUUUCAAAAUA